Messenger RNA from Adineta steineri, 809 nucleotides. The record is from the annotation of a GenBank genome assembly. Lineage: Eukaryota; Metazoa; Rotifera; Eurotatoria; Adinetida; Adinetidae.
AUGGCAAAAUUUCUUUCACGUAUAUUUCGAAGUGGUUCAACAUCGAAAAGUUCAUCGUUUCAUACUUCUCAACCAUCACUUCAGGACAAUCAAAAUCGAACACCAAAUAACGUUCGUACUAGUGCAUCGCUUGAAAAUCUUGCUUCAUAUCAUAUUAUUCCUAAAGAACUUGAAAAAAAUAAAUUACAUAAAGCAUCAUGGGAAGGAAAUAUUGAUAAAGUUACAAAACUUGCACGAUCAGGACAAGUUAAUAUUAAAGAUUCACAGGAACGGACUCCAUUACAUUUAGCUGUUGUCAGAGGACAUCUAGAGAUAGUAAAAUAUCUUAUUGCACACCGUGCAAAACUUGAUGCUGUUGAUAAUGAUCAACGGACACCAUUAAUUAAAGCUGUUCUGAGUGGUAAUCAAAAUCCACAACUUAAUUAUCAAAUCUGUCAAGCUUUGCUCAAUGGUGGUGCUGAUGAUUAUAUCAAUGAAGUUGAUAAACAUGGAAGAAAUGCAUUACAUUAUGCAAUUGAUUUUGGAAAUGAAAAUCUCGUUAAUCUCUUACUUUCAAGCAACAAAUGUGAUCCAAAUUUUAAAGAUCGUGAUCAAAUGACACCAUUACAUUUAGCAAUAAAACGAAAUAGUCCACAUAUUGUUCAAUUACUUGUAUCGGAUGAACGUGAACAACAAGCUGACCCGAAUAUUGUUAAUCGUUAUGGACAAACUCCAUUACAUACAGCAGCUAGUGUUGGUUAUGUUGAUAUUGUUCGUCUACUAUUGCUUUCGAGUGUUGAUGAACAAUGUGAUCCAUCUAUACUUGAUUC